AUGGUAAGUUCGUGUGGUCGUCGAAGUAAAAUUUGUAAAAUUUAUUCAGACUCUGUCCAAGCUUUUAACCGCCUCCAUGGUGGCUGCGGUGGUCUGCGGGUGAGUUAAGGCCCAGCUUUUGGCAUCGAUUAUAAGCCUUGGUUGACAAUAACUCUCGAAUUUUAGCCUCAUGGCUAAGCCAUAUGACAAUGGCAACGGAUAUGAUUCUCCUCCGAGCAAUGGCUAUGCUCCUGCUCCGAGCAAUGGCUAUGCUCCUGCUCCGAGCAAUGGCUAUGGCCCUGCUCCGAGCAACGGAUAUGCUCCCGCUCCGAGCAAUGGUUAUGCUCCUCCAAACAAUGACUAUCCCUCAGCACCGAGCAACGGCUAUGUUCCUCCACCGGCAUCUCCGCCAAGCGGAGGCUAUGGAUCUGCGCCAAGCGGCGGAUAUGCCCCUCCCCCACCGGCCUACCCUCCACGCUACGGAGGAAACGAUUACGGUCACCACCGACGUCACCACCCACGAUACGAUGGAGAAGGCUAUGGUGGGUCUUUGCGGUAUAGUAAUUAUGGCACAAUGUCGCUGUCCCGAUCGCGUAAAAGCAAUUUAACUUUUUCGCGACAAAUCAUUUUCCGGACGGCGAUUCGAAUUUCGACGCAACAGAGUGUCACUAUUUUUCCGACGGACUGAUAUUAAGUCAGCCCAUGCCUAGCCUCUUUAUGGCUUCACACAUUUGAUAUAGCGACUUUUUCGCUACAUAGAAAGCUGACGUUUCAUAGCUUCUUACGACAAGAAUUUUUUUAUACUUGCUUUUCAAUUUCAGACCGUCACCCAUACGAAGAUGAAGGAUAUGGCGGAGGUUACGAUGAAGGAUACGACGGUGGAUAUGGCAAUGAUGACAGAUACGUUGGACGGUACCCAAAACCAUACGGAGGAUAUGACGAUGAAGGUUAUGGUGACAGAUACGACAAUGACGGCUAUGGCCACAGGUACCAUCAUCGCCAUCAUCGUCGUGGCUCAAGAUACCAAGUGAAUAGCCCUGGAUACGACCGUCUUUCUCCGGCUCAAUUCUUCCGCAAGUACGGGACCAUCUUUGCUCCGGCCACGCCAAAGGGAGGCAGAGGAAACACGGGACCAUUGGAUUUCGGAGAAUACAUCGGAGAAUCGUUGACCAAUCUGGAUAAGGUUGAGUAA
Messenger RNA from Bursaphelenchus xylophilus (pine wood nematode), 1171 nucleotides. Lineage: Eukaryota; Metazoa; Nematoda; Chromadorea; Rhabditida; Aphelenchoididae. The record is from the annotation of a GenBank genome assembly.